CACGGGGAUACCGCGACGCGACUCCGACUCGACGCGUCUAAGCUUACUUGGAUCUCUCCUCCUCCUCCUCCUCCCUCACCCGCCCAACGUCCAUCGGUAGCCGCAGCUCGCGCCGGGUUGCUAGCCUUUUUGUUGUUUCAGUCUUCAAGCAGGCAGUGGUGACCCAUGAUAGCGGAGGUUCUCCUUGUGCUAGCCGGGCACUCUUCGUCGUUGUUUCCGAAGGACCACAACGUCCACCCUGCCUUCUCCUCCUUGUUGCAUCCCGGAGAGCAACAAUGCUUAGAGUCUUUGGGCCAAAUUGCGGUUCGAUACCGAAAGAUCAAGGCGGCGUGCUCUGCGCUCUCGCGUUCGCAAUCACGCUAUGUCUCCGCCCUAUGCGCGACUCUGAACCAGAUCCUCAAAGACGAAUACGAGAACCUAGUCGUUGAGACAGAAGCUAAGGUGCUGAAGCGGGAUCCUAAUCUGGUAGCAAGUGGGUCGUUCGUACCGCUAUCUUCCAUCAGGGCCACAUUCUCCGAAUGGGACGCACCUCUUGCCGCUCUAGAAACCCUCUUCGACCAAUUACAGGCGCAAACGUCUUGGCAGCCUGGGCCGUUGAUUGACCUUCUCCAGAAGCGGUCACAUACUGGUAUCCACCGAAUUGCGUCUAUUCAUGCCCGUCUGUGCGAGGCCGUGCAACGAGUUUGGAUGGCGCAGCUACAGGCGUUUUUGAUUCACGGCGCGGUAACGGAAAAGGAACCACUAGCCGACAAGGACUACACACUGCUGGAGGCGGCUGUACCGUCUUGCGUGUCUACUCAGUCGCGAGAAUCCGUGGCCUAUGUCGGUCGAGCUAUCGGCACGGUCAAAGCUGCGAAAUGGGAGAGACAAUUCCCGCGGGAGUUAGCCAUGGAGCAUAGCAAGCUGUUGGAAGGGGUAUUGCCCCAAGAGCAGUACGCGUUUGACCGCAUAAUCACUGACAUCCGGACGACUGUCAGUGAAUGGCUAUGGCUCAACGUUCUCACGCAGAAGGACGUCGACAUUGCCGUAGAGUCUCUUGCCAACUACUUUCUGCUCCGGAAUGGGGAGUUCGCGCUGUCACUCAUCCGGGAAAUCGAACGCCUCAAGAUCUCGCGGCUAACAGGCCGAGCGGGACCCACAACCAUGAUCAGGGAGCAAGAUCUGCAUCUUGCCCUUCUUCGUGCGUCACUAGGUACAACAGCUCAACAAGAUCCGUCGCUCUCCCACCUCCGGUUCCGCCUCCCAUCGGGACCCUUACGCCCCCUAUUGCCUUCACUCGCCACGGGCCCCGCUAAGGACCUCUCGGCGUCACUUUCGGCAGUCGAAGCGACCAGCUUCGAUGACUUGCUCCUUGGCACCCCUCUCGUUCUGACAUACAACGUGGCUUGGCCGCUGGAUCUCUUCCUGCACCCGUCGGAUCUCCAGAUCUACGGCGCCCUGUUCACUUACCUAUCUGCACUCCGCAAGACCCACACGCGCAUUCAUUCUUGUUGGACUUCUCUGUCGAACGCCCAGCGCGCACGUCGGCGAUGGACAGGCCUAGGAGAAGGUGGGACGACUGAGGACCUUGAGGUGCGAAAGGAACUCCUACGCUGCGGGUGGGGUGUGGUACGAGAGAUGAGCUGGUUCCUCGACACGCUUCUGGGCUAUGUCAUGACGGACGUCAUAGACGUCGAGUUCAGGAGACUGAAGAGGUUACUCUUGGAGAAGACGUCCGGGAUUGUCAGGCAGCCGACCGGUACGCAACCUGCAGCCGACACGGACGCCGAUCCGGCAAUUGGAAUCCCUCAUUCCUCAUCCACUGUUCCUGCAUCCUCAGGUGCGGCGUCUCACCCCUCCACCUCCUCGCCGUCACAGCUAGACUUCACCACCCUGCGCAACAUCCAUACCACCUAUCUCGAGCGUCUUCUCACCGGUAGCCUUCUGUCUAACCCUGCAUUGACGGCGAUCAUUCGAUUGAUCUUGGAGAUCUGCGAACGGUUUGUCGCGCAAGUUGAGAGGUGGGGAGGAGACGUUCUCCCGGCUCUUCUCUUCGAGGGAAGCCUCGCUGCCGGCGGCGAUAGAGUGGGUGAAAUGGUCAAGGAACGGCAGGGCAUCGUGGCCGAGAUUAAUGAGGCGCUACAUUCACUCUUGAGUGCAUUCUAUGAACAGUUGUCCCUUUCAACGACGCAGCAACCUCUCUCGGCGGCCACGGAUGCAUCGAAGUCGAUGGCUCAGAACGCAAGCAUGGCAAACGCCUCGAGCUUCCGCACCUUCAUUCGUCCGAAGCGCGGCAAACGCCUUGCAGGGGACGAGGAGGUCCGUCGGCACGUCGAACGCCUGCUUUUGCGCCUGGAUUUCAACGGCGGCUUCUCGAAGCCAACUCUGAACGUAAGAAUGCCUGCGAGCGAGACUGAGGAAAUCUUGAAGCAAGGCGGGCUCGCGUAGGUUAAGAAGGGCGGGGAUGCUUGCUAGCGAGCCGGGGGUAUGGUGGCUGGUUUCGGACCGAGCUUGAGGCGAUUUGUACUCGUUUCGUGACAGAUGUACGUAGAAUAUAGUGCGACGGUAAUUGAGAGUGUGUGCGGA
Molecule: messenger RNA, 2565 nt
Organism: Rhodofomes roseus
Lineage: Eukaryota; Fungi; Basidiomycota; Agaricomycetes; Polyporales; Fomitopsidaceae
Product: gamma-tubulin ring complex protein
Exons: 4
Coding region: 166-2427 (753 amino acids)
Biological process (GO): spindle assembly; microtubule nucleation; mitotic cell cycle
Cellular component (GO): gamma-tubulin complex; equatorial microtubule organizing center; spindle pole
Molecular function (GO): gamma-tubulin binding; microtubule minus-end binding
Source: RefSeq, a predicted model, not a curated record